CGAGGUGCGAAGCUGGCGCCCGGCCACCCGCUGGCGAGCAUCCAAGACGUGGAGGUGGAGUCCAACUCGGGCAGCGGGUGCCGUAGCCGGCAGGUGAGCAGCAAUCAGGAGGACACGUUUGACGAGGGUUUGAUCGAGACGGCGAUCUGCACGGUCGUCACGGACAUGCCUUGCAGCGUCUCCGUGGCCGAUCCGGCUAGCCUGGACAAUGAUCUGAUCGCUGUAUCUGAGGGCUUUCUGACCAUGACAGGUUAUGCACGAGAAGAUGUAAUCGACAAGAACUGCAGAUUUCUCAACAAAGACGUGGACGCGGCCAUCGCCAUGUCGACGGAGCAGAGGACGAGGCUGCAAGAAGCCGUGGAGAAGGGGUCGCCGUUCAGAGCCGUGCUAGUCAACAAGAAGAAGUCUGGGCAAUUGUUCUUAAACCUGCUGGACCUCAGGGGGCUGAUCAUCGCAAGGAACGAUUUCACGGGCGAGGACAUAUGGCUCCUCAUCGGG
This is a messenger RNA of Prorocentrum cordatum, 498 nucleotides long. NCBI's taxonomy places the organism in Eukaryota, Dinophyceae, Prorocentrales, Prorocentraceae. The record is from the annotation of a GenBank genome assembly.